This is a messenger RNA of Ictalurus furcatus (blue catfish), 5826 nucleotides long. It is a transcript of the gene zbtb7b, whose product is annotated as zinc finger and BTB domain containing 7B. The coding region runs from base 1220 to 2698 and encodes 492 amino acids. Gene Ontology annotation, molecular function: RNA polymerase II cis-regulatory region sequence-specific DNA binding; protein binding; DNA-binding transcription factor activity, RNA polymerase II-specific. Gene Ontology annotation, biological process: regulation of transcription by RNA polymerase II; positive regulation of gene expression. NCBI's taxonomy places the organism in Eukaryota, Metazoa, Chordata, Actinopteri, Siluriformes, Ictaluridae. The transcript has 3 exons. The record is from RefSeq and is a predicted model, not a curated record.
CUGCAAAGACAAUAAUUAGCAAGUGGAGAAAAUAUGGCAUGACAGUGACACUACUAAGAAACAGGAUGUCCAUCUAAAAUAGAUGAGAAGAUCAGGAGAAAACUGGUCAGGGAAGCUGCUGAGAGACCUACAGCCUCAUUACAAGAAUUGCAGCAGUUUCUGGCAAGUACAUGUGACAACAAUCUCCCGAAUUCUUCAUAUCUCUGGACUGUGGGGUAGGAGGACAGGACGGAAGCCUUUUUUAGCCAAAAAAAAAAUACAUCCAAUCUUCCAAAACCAUGUGGAAUAAUGUCUAAUGAUCUGAUGAGACCAAAGUUGAACUUUUUUGGACAUAAUACCAAAAGACAUGUUUGGGGAAACAUGGGGUGGCAGCAUCAUAUUUUGGGGCAGUUUUUUCUUCAGCUGGAAUUGGAGCUUUAAUCAGGGAAUAAUGAAUAACUACAAAUACCAGUCUAUUCUGGCACAAAACUUUAAGGCUUCUGCUAAAACACUUAAGAUGAAGAGGAAUUUCACCUUUCAGCAAGACAACGACCCGCAGCAAACCUCCAGGUCCACCAAGGAACGGCUUCACCUAAACAUGUUCAAGGAUGUGGAAUGGCCCAGCCAGAGUCCAGACCUAAAUCCAGUCAAAGAUCUGUGUGGUGACCUGAAGAGGGCAGUGUACAGGAGACGCCCCGCCCAUCUGACAGAGUUAGAAUGCUUUUGUAAGGAAUAAUGGCAAAAUAUUGCUAAAUGAGGUUGCUCCAAUCUGAUUGACUCUUACCCAAGAAGAUUUAAUGCUGUGAUAAAAUCUAAAGGUGCUUAAGUUAAACUAAGUAUUAGUUUAAGGGUGUGUACACUUAUACAACCAGCUUAUUGUAUAAAAAAAAUAAAUAAAAAAAAUUUAAAAUAAAAUUUCCCCUAAAAUCAUCCUUUUUUUUUUGCAGUUUAAUUAAUAGGUUAAAAUUUCACAAUAAAGGCAGAAAAGGUUCUGACAUAAUUUAUCCUGAUUUUAACAGGGGUGUGUAGACUUUUUAUGUCCAUUGUACCUGCCUGAAGACUUCAGCUCCAAUCAUAAUCCUGACCACCUGACCAUCUAAUCACUGCCUUAAGAAGUUCUUGAUCAACUAAAGCAGGUGUUAGAUUUUGGUAGGAGAUGAAACUUGCAGGAAGGUAGAUCUCCAGGAAGAGGGAUGGUGACCACUGGUGUAGAUCAUGGAAAAGAACCUUAGAAGAAUCGAUGCUGUGGAAAGAUAAGGUGGCGAUGUCUCCUGGAGAGGACGGUCUGAUCGGAAUCCCAUUCCCUGAGCACAGCAAUGAGCUGUUGUCCCGCCUCAAUGCUCAGCGCCGCUCCGGCCUGCUCUGUGACCUCACACUGACCUCCCGUGGUGCCCGCUACCCCACACACCGCGCUGUCAUGGCGGCCGUCAGCCUGUAUUUCCGCCGGCUGUUUGGGGCGGAGGACGUGGGCGAGGCUGGUGAGGUGAGUGAGGGCUGCAGCGUGUGCCAGCUGGACUGUGUGUCCCCAGACGCUCUGGAUGCUCUGCUAGAGUUCGCCUAUACAGCUACGUUAACCAUCCGCUCAUCUGGCAUGCGCGAGGUCCUCGAGGGGGCGCAGCUACUCGGCAUCCAGUGCGUGGCUGAUGCCUGCCGCCACAUCUUGGGCGAGGUGGGGGAGAGUGGUGAGCUGGGUGGGGAAGGUGACGAACCGGGUAGGGGGGGUGAGUUGGGUGUGACCUACAAGGAAAAAAGAAAUCAGUUUGAGAACAACCAAAAGACACCAUCACGCAGAAAACAAGACCGUCGCAACGUAGAGAAGGCAGCGUCACCUGUACGUCUGGCGUGGAACACACAAUCCCAGGAGGACAAGCCCAAAUGUGAAGUUCCACCCACCCCUGAGCACAAACCCCACCCACCACAGAAUGGAGCUUCAAAAAGUGCUCAGCAGUUGGGGCUCAUGAAUGGAGGAGCACACUGGCAUCCACAGCCAGCUAAAGAGGAGGAGGAGGAGUCAAAACCCGAGGGGCUCACACCUCCUCUGAACCACACCCCCUCUCAGGCUGAAACAGCAGUGGGUGGAGCAGUAGAGGGUGUAGCCAGGAAGAGGAAGUCUCAGGCUCCUCAGCAGUGUCCCGUCUGCCAGAAGAUCAUCCAUGGAGCAGGAAAGCUUCCACGUCACAUGAGGACACACACGGGCGAGAAACCGUUCCAGUGUAUGACCUGCGGCGUGCGCUUCACACGGAACGAUAAGCUGAAGAUCCACAUGCGGAAGCACACGGGCGAGCGGCCGUACUCCUGCCCCAGCUGCCCCGCCCGCUUCCUGCACUCCUAUGACCUGAAGAACCACCUGUCCCUGCACAGCGGGGUGCGGCCCUUUGAGUGUCCGCUCUGCCACAAAGCCUUCGCCCGUGAGGACCACCUGCAGCGCCACCGCAAGGGCCUUGCCUGCCUUGAGCUUCGCCCACGUCUGGAGCUCCGCCCACGCCGCACUCGCCACACCGCCUCUCCUCACUCUCCACUGUCGCCAGCAUCAUUAUCUCCAAAAUCCUCAUCAUCCACUGCACCACACUUCCUAUUCCGGCAGGAAAUGGAGAACCAAGGCGCUCCAUCAAAUGGGCCAUUGAUUCCUGGAGGCGUGGCAUAUCACAGAAUCCUCCAGUGGAGGGUGAUGGAAGAGAGAGGAGACACAGGAUGGAGGGAGGAUGAGGAGGAGUCUUAGUGUGUGUGUGUGUGUGUGUGUGUGUGUGUGUGUGUGAGAGAGAGAGAGGGAGAGAGACUAUGCCGCUAAUGAAAGACCAACUUAAUGUAAAAAUAAUCAAAAAAUUACAAAAAGGAAUCUGAAUCGGAGAAACGGGUUCUUAUUUUCUUUCCUUUCGUGUUGUUUUUAUAAAAGGAGCUUAAUUUUGUUUUCGUGUGUGUAACGCUGGAACGUCGGGGCUUUGAUCUCAGUGCGCUUUGUGUUCAACUUUAAUCUUUAAUCACAGAAAUGAAUAAUAAAUGAUAGAUUUAUGUUGUUAAUAUAUUCAGGGUGAUGAAAUAUAAAAUUAAAUAAUACUGGGAGUUUAGUGUGUGUGUGUGUGUGUGUGUGUGUGUGUGUGUUUUAUGGCGUUUAAACAGUACUUUUUUUAAUUUAAAUCUAAAGUAUCUUUCUACGAUUCUGUUUAAACGUCAUGGAAAGUGGUUUAUUAGUGACACCUGGUGGUGGAGCAGAGAACUGCACUUCCCCAGCAUUCCCCGCCAAUUAGUUUCCUUAGCAACUCUAUAGCUUCAACUUCGCAACCAACAGGGCUUAUAUUGAAACCUCCUAGAAACACCAUAGCAACCACCUGGGACCCCUAGCAACCAGCUGGCACAGCAUAGCAACUUUUAAACAUUUUAAUGCUUUAACACAGCCUUUAGCUUUUUAACCUUUACUUCCUUAACUGUUCAUAGCAACCAAGUAACAACACCCUAACAACCAACUUAGUUAGCAUAGAAAUUUAGGAUAAAACAACAAUCUAACCUUUACAUAUAAUUUUUUUUUUUACUUUUUAACGUUUACGUGCUUAACUAUUUAGCCUUUACUCGUUUAACACCUUUAGCAUGUUUAGCAGGAUCUGUCAAGUCAACGCUUAAAGUUCAUUCACAAACUUUAGCCGUCUAGUUAAUUUUUAAAUUACUAUUCCUUUGCACUUGCUAACUUUCUAGCAUAAAAUCUUAACACCUAAUAAAAUCUAGUAGAAUUACCUGUGAUGUAGCUGAUGUGAUUCCACAAAGGUUCAGUAUUUUUAAACUAUACACACAUUACUGACGUUAGCUUGUGAACAAUAUGCUAGCUAGCUUCCAUGAUACCGAUCCCAUGUUCUAAUUAGCUUUGCUCACCAAUAAAAGAAUACUACUAAUAAGCAUAAUACAAUAACUAUAUGAAACCAAAUAAACUAGCUUGCUGAGUGACAGAGUAUGCUAGUUAGCUAGCAGAAUAACAAUAAAAUUAUAUUAAUCAUGUUGACAAACAACAAAAAACAUGCUUGUCAAAUGUUUUAACUUGAAUUGAUCUAAUAAAGUAAAGGCGUGGCCCUUAAAAUGUCCAAGGGGACUGAACCAUGGAUGAGGGAAAGUGUUAAUAACAGCUUUUCUUAUCAGCUAGCAUGCUAAUUACAUGGUGAUACUAAAGCAAGGAUGGAAUAGGGAGAGGGGACGUGUUAAAAACAGGAUUGGAACAGGGCCCAAUUCCUGAAUGAGUUUAGCACUUAAACAGAUAAAUCUCUGGACCUUGUCAUUAUUAUUAUUAUUUUAAAUUAUUCUUAUUCUUCGUGCCACUUCCUCGGUAGAUAAAUAUAAACUGUAGAGCCUUCUGUGGGUUUAUUUAUUAGUUAAAUAUUUAAUAUUUCUUUAAUGUUCUCUUUAAAACACACACACACUUUGUGUGUGUAUCUUUGUGGUUUGUGAUGCCACAGUGAUGAGGGAAGGGCUGUAGUCCAGCAGGGGGCGUCGCGCUCUCACACUCUAGCAUUCACGUGUUUUACUACUUAUAUCUGUUUGUGCUCUUACGUUGAAGCUGCGUCUCAAGUCAUGUAUCCAUAGUGCACUAGCCUUAAUUAGCACAGUAGUGUGUUCACACUGGGAGACUCUGCAUCAGAAAUCGCCUACUGUGACAGCACCUUCUGCAUUCAGUUCAGUACCUUCUGCAUUCGGUUCAGUACCUUCUGCAUUCGGUUCAGUAGCUACUGCAUUUGUUUCAGUAGCUACUGCAUUCGGUUCAGUACCUACUGCUCGGCCAUUGAUACAGUACGUCCUGGUCAGUAUAUGACGUAUGUAGUAUGAAUACAAUCUGGACGUACUUUAGUCACCAUGUUGGCCAUGUGCCAGAGAGCGACGUGCUGCAUUCCACCAUUUUUGAUUCUGACAGCUCUUCGUCGCCAGUCCUGUUGCAUCAUGGAAUAGCGCAGUGUCCCAUGGUUCCAUACUGUAGAAUUGAGGCGGAAGCAGUGGGUCAUCCGGAUAUUUCUCACCUACUGAUGUACUGUAUAGUAGGGAUGUAGGGAUAUUCAGGCGCAGCCUCAGUGAGAUGCAGUGCCCUAUUAACACUGUGAUAAAGCACUUUUUCUAUAUGGAGCAGAUGGAAACUGGCCAAUCAGAACAAGAGCUUACAACAGGAACCAAUGACCGAAUAAGGGCGUGGCAAUGUGUGGAACACCACAGGGGUCAGAACGCUUUAAUUUCUUCUUUAAGCACAAAUUUAAUAAACUUGUCAAUGAGGAGCGUCGCUGUUCUUCUAAAUGAACAUUCAAUAUUGCAGAUGCUUCUUUUACUUCCUGCUGCAGAGUUGAUAUGGAAAUGGAACUGUUGGAGGCGGAGCUUGCUGUUCUGAACGCCACUGAUUAUAUGCAGUCUCUGCAAAAGAGCAACCCUCUUACCUACCAUUUUAGUCGUUGCUCAAGUUUUUGGUUCUGGAAAUGUUUGGUUCUUCAGAAUAAACUGAAUAACUGAAUCAGUCAUGUGUGUUUUAAAGAAAGGUUUAAGAGCUGUGUGAGUAAAACUGCCUUCAAUUUCUCAGGAAUUAUAAAGCAAUGCACUGAAAUGCGUAUGUAAAUGAGAAUGCAAAUGAAUAUGCAAAUGAGUGGUGGAUAUUAUUAACCCUUGUUUAUUUUUGUGGAAUACAGAUGAUGAUGAUCUAUUUCAAAUUCCUAAAUAAAUUAUUAGAGAAUUUUAUAUUAUAUAGAAUUAUAGUUUAUUACACAGAACUGGGUGUUUAUGAGGGAAUUAACAGAUAUCUUGAUCACUGUUAAUAAACAGAAAUAAUUACGUGCUGUAUAUUUCUCUGGUGUAAACAUACAAGGUCAAUAAAUAGAGAAUAUUCUAGUAGAA